Messenger RNA from Sesamum indicum (sesame), 1168 nucleotides. RefSeq names its product serine/arginine-rich SC35-like splicing factor SCL30A. Gene Ontology annotation, molecular function: RNA binding. The record is from RefSeq and is a predicted model, not a curated record. Lineage: Eukaryota; Viridiplantae; Streptophyta; Magnoliopsida; Lamiales; Pedaliaceae.
ACUGGUUGUCGACCAAGUCGCAUAUAAAUUUCGUUUUACCCUAAGAAUGCAACGGGUACUUUACUCUCUAAUUUUCUUCGCCGCUCUCGCUCUCCAUCUCCAUCUCCCUCUCCCUGUGAGGAAUUCGCGUUCCUUUUGGUUUCAGGAUUUGUGUAACUUGUCCAAAUGAGGGGAAGGAGCUAUACCCCUUCACCACCAAGAGGUUAUGGAAGAAGAGGAAGAAGUCCUCCAAGAGGAGGGCGCUAUGGUAGAGGAGAUGCUCCUACCAGUCUCUUAGUUCGUAACCUUCGCCAUGAUUGUAGGCCCGAAGACUUAAGGCGCCCUUUUGGCCAAUUUGGCCCUAUUAAGGACAUCUAUCUACCAAGGGAUUAUUACACUGGUGAUCCACGAGGUUUUGGAUUUGUCCAAUACGUGGACCCAGCAGAUGCUGCAGAAGCUAAAUAUCAGAUGGAUGGCCAAAUUCUGCAAGGCCGGGAGCUCACUGUUGUUUUUGCUGAGGAGAACAGGAAGAAGCCAACUGAGAUGAGAGCCAGAGAACGAGGAGGAAGAGGCCGUGUUCAUGACCGAAGGCGUUCUCCCCCACGUUAUUCUCGUUCUCCUCGGUAUUCUCAGUCCCCACCUCCACGCCAUGGAAGGUCUCGAUCUCGUAACCAUGAUUACUACUCUCCUCCUAAGAGAAGAUACUCAAGGUCGAUUUCUCCGCGCGAGAAAAGGUAUAGUAGAGAAAGGUCCCUCUCCCAUACUCCGUUGCGGGAACGAUCUCCUGCCUAUGAUGGCCCAAGGAAUCACAGUGGAAGUCCAGUGAGGGAACGAUCACCAUAUGGUUCACGAAGCCGCAGCCAAAGUCCAGGUCAUGACAAAUCUCCUGUUAGGGGUCGGAGCCUGAGUCGCAGCAGAAGCCCUUAUUCUCCGGAGUAUACAAGGAAACCCGGGAGGGUGGGGUCUCCUAGCCAGUGAAGCUGUUUUGAAAGACAAAAUAUGUUCUUGUGUGUGUAAUGACUGAACUUGAAGUUGUGGGUGAUAAACUAGUUUACUCUGUAACAUUCGACUUAAAUGACUCCUAAACGUUAGGAUUGGUUGUAGUAUUUGUUAAAUAUGUUUGGUUCCAGAAGACAUGUGGUGUGCCCAUAUCCUACCAUUCUAUUCUAUGAUGCUUGGUUUUAGUCGA